GUUUUGAUUUGUUGAAGGGUGUGAUGUCAUCAUUCACAAAGACAAGGGCGUGUCCAGUAUCCAUGCUCACAUAAUGGUCGAUGGAAUGACUCAAUCAUCUCAAGUUACAAUCAAAGAUUUGUCCAAGUACGGGACAUUCAUUAACAAGAAUCUCACUUCUAACAAGAAAGUUCAUCAAUUUCCUAAUAAACAGACCUCUCUGGAAGAUGGGGACCUUCUUUCUUUUGGAACUGGAAAUGCAACCUUAAGAUUCUCUUAUGUGCCGCUUGUAUUCUACAUCUGCUGUGCUGAGGCCUCCCAGAUGAGUCAUUAUCUUGAGGACAAAGUUUCAUCCAUUGAUUAUUACAUUUGAUAGCUAUAGUGUUUCGGGUCUUUGCAACCAUGGUGAUGUGCAUCGU
Hibiscus syriacus is the source of this 398-nucleotide messenger RNA. RefSeq names its product nijmegen breakage syndrome 1 protein-like. The transcript has 3 exons. Gene Ontology annotation, cellular component: Mre11 complex. Bases 74 to 352 code for a protein of 92 amino acids. Lineage: Eukaryota; Viridiplantae; Streptophyta; Magnoliopsida; Malvales; Malvaceae. Gene Ontology annotation, biological process: mitotic G2 DNA damage checkpoint signaling; double-strand break repair via homologous recombination. Gene Ontology annotation, molecular function: protein binding; damaged DNA binding. The record is from RefSeq and is a predicted model, not a curated record.